GCCUCCUGUCUGUGUGACUCCUGUGCGCAGCUGCAGGAAGCGUGUAUGCGGAAGCGGUGUCUGAGCAGAAACGUGGAUCGCUUUUAAAGUUAUUACAGCUUCAUCAGCGGUUUGAUGCCAUGAAGAUAAACGAGAACACUUUACUGGAGGGACACAGAGUCGUGCUGGUUCCUUACAACGUAAACCACGUGCCCAGGUAUCAUGAGUGGAUGAAGUCUCCGGAGCUGCAGCAGCUGACCGCUUCAGAGCCGCUGACCCUGGAUCAGGAGUACGACAUGCAGAAGAGCUGGAGGGAAGAUGACGACAAGUGCACGUUCAUAAUUUUGGACAAGCAGCGGUGGGCUGACCCCAGUGUGGAGGAGGAGCAGUACCUUUCACCUCCCCAGCAUCACAAACAUGGUAAGGAGAUGCAGGGUUACCCACUUUAA
Messenger RNA from Pundamilia nyererei, 428 nucleotides. RefSeq names its product N-acetyltransferase 9 (gene nat9). The record is from RefSeq and is a predicted model, not a curated record. The transcript has 4 exons. The coding region runs from base 120 to 428 and encodes 102 amino acids. Gene Ontology annotation, molecular function: N-acetyltransferase activity. NCBI's taxonomy places the organism in Eukaryota, Metazoa, Chordata, Actinopteri, Cichliformes, Cichlidae.